Molecule: messenger RNA, 2692 nt
Organism: Staurois parvus
Lineage: Eukaryota; Metazoa; Chordata; Amphibia; Anura; Ranidae
Source: the annotation of a GenBank genome assembly
AUGGUUAGAUCAAAUUCAAGGUCCCACUCUUCAAGAUCAAAAUCUCGGUCACCAUCAUCUUCUCGAUCAAGGUCACAUUCCAGAAAGAAAAGAUACAGUUCCAGAUCUCGGUCAAGAACAUACUCCCGAUCACGGAGCAGAGAAAGGGUUUACAACAGAGAUUACAACAGAGAUUACAACAGAGAUUUUCGUAGAGAUUACAGAAAUAAUAGAGGAAUGAGACGCCCUUAUGGCUUCAGGGGAAGGGUGAGAGGUUAUUACCAAGGAGGUGGUGGCAGAUAUCAUCGUGGUGGUUACAGGCCAACAUGGAACCGUAGGUACUCUCGGAGUCCUAGGCGUGGCCGGAUCCCGUUCCAGAAGUCCAAAGAGAAGAUCUGCAUCAUCCCAAAGAUCUAGAAGCCGAUCUCAAAGAUCUUACAAAUCCUCGCCAUCACCAAGGUCAUCAACUUCCCGUUCUUCUUCCCGUUAUAGCAAGUCGCCAGUGACGAAAUCUCGUACUUCUCAAGAGAAAACAAGACAAAAAAGUGAAGGGGCUGAUAAAUCGGAAAGUCCUCCAAAUGACAAAUCGGGUGAUGAGCAUAAAGAUGCAUUUGACCCCUCCGAACCAAUAGAUGAACUUGGCAAAAUUGAUUUGCAUGGGGAGAGCUGGGCAGGCCUGUCUGCAUAUGAUAACAGUCCAAGGUCUCCUAGCAGUCCAUCCCAAGUUGCCUCACCACCCAGUCAGAGCUCUUCCCAGUCUGAUUGUCCAAUCUUAAGUGUGGUCCACUCGGGUAAGGAUACCUUGUCUCAGAAUUCACAUUCCAUUGCCCACAGCCCUGAAAGAUCAGUCUCAGGAUCUGCUGGCAAUAGUUCAACACGCUACAGCCCUUCCCAGAACAGCCCACUUAACAUCCCUUCUGAAAAGAGUCCUGCAAAGACUGUUCUACCACAGCAGCCUUUACGGGAUGAGGGUCAAUCUCACUACUCUGUGUAUACUGAUGAAGGAGAACCAGAGAAUUUUAAAGGCACAAAGAUUCCUAAAAGGUAUACUGAUGAAGAACAAAGGCUAUUUCCUAUUGAGCGAGUUAAUGUUAGAGAGAGAGACAGCCAAAAGGAAAGGGUAUUGGAUAAGUCUAAAACAGAAACAACCAGAAGUUGGGGCAGUUCUGAUGCUUUAGACUAUAUCUUUGAAAAGGAGCCUGUUAAAACACAAUUCUUAACUUCUGAAAAUGAAGAGGAAGUGGAGGAUUAUAGACAGUUUAGGAAGGCUGUUCUGGCCGAUCAAGGGAAGGGUAUUUCCUCUGCAUCCCAUUGGAUUUCUGAGGAGGAAGGGACAAAGUUUAAGUCCAAGACUCAGACAAAAGUGGCUAAAGAAGGGGAAAAGAGUAGGGAAAGUAAGGGGCACAAAGUGUCCUCUAAAGACAGACAUAAAGAUGAUGAUCGAGAUAAUGAUAAGCCUUUGGGUAAAAAAGAUUCCAAGUCACCUGAUCCAGUCAUAUCUGAAAAGGUAAAAGAUCCAUUUAGUUACAAUCUUCCAUUAAAGCAAAGUGAUGAAGUGAAAGAAAAUAUAUUAUUUAGGGAGGAAAGCCCGCUUAGGCUUAAGAUGGUAACCUCCGAGUCUCACCGCCCAGAGGUCAAGCUUCGGAUAACAGCUGUACCACUUGAUGAUGCCAGGCCAUCAACACUGGCUAAUGAUCGCCUGCUAGCCAGUACUCUUGUGCAUUCAGUCAAGAGACAGAAAGAUUUCAGAUCCAUCUUUGACCAUAUGAAGGUGCCCUUCUCCAGCAAAACAUCUCCUGAAUCAUUUAUCUACCAUGUUGUGGCUUUAGUUCAGUUCGUCAAAGAGCAUUAUUUCAAAGGUGAAGGAAAGACCCUCAAUGAGAGAUUUGCAGAGUAUCAGACAGGCACAGAGGAGCGCGUAGGCCGUCCAAAAAGUCCCGAGAUACAUAGGAAGAUAGCUUUGUCUCCUAAGGUCCAGAGAAGACAGAUUUGUGUUCAGAAUGAAGAUCAAACCUUGGUUGUAAAGGAAGAGCAUGUAAAGGUAGAAAAAAAGCUAAAGAGACAUGACAACUCAGCUGAUGUAAGGAGUGACCGCAGGAAGGAGCACAGUAAAGAUCGAGGGGAAUCGAAAUGCUCCAGGGAAUCAAGUGAUUCUCGCAAGCGAGAAAAGGUGCAGAAAGACCUAAAAGAAUCUAAGAUCUUCAAGGAAGAGAGCAAAAAGAGAAAAGAGAAUGAGCCCUCUCUUUCUCUAUCAGAUGAUGAGAAGGACAGUAAGAAGGAAAGCAGGGAUGAAGAGUUUAAAGGUCCCUUGGAGCCCAAAGAAUAUGCAGGUUUUCAAGGAAUCAGCAGGCCCAGAGGAACAUUUCAGUUUCGAAUUAGAGGCAGAGGUCGUGCACGUGGGGUGUUUGCUGGGACAACUGCUGCUCCUGUGAAUACAACGCCAAAUUUCCAAAAGCGUCCUAAAGAGGAGGAGUGGGAUCCAGAAUAUACCCCUAAAAGCAAGAAGUACUUCCUGCAUGAUGACAGAGAUGAUGGAGUGGAUUACUGGGCAAGGAGAGCAAGGGGUCGUGGCAACUUCCAACGUGGAAGGGGACGAUUUCCCUUCAAAAAGUCUGGAAGCAGUCCAAAAUGGACCCAUGACAAAUACCAAGGGGAUGGUCUUAUAGAAGAUGAAGAUGAAGUGUUGGAAGACAGGCGUAAGGAGGAGAAGGUG